CCCUAGCUUCAGUGACCAAAGCCUGACUGCUCGCCCGCGUCCAACAAAGACAACGCUCUUCCGGUCUUCGUGACCCACCCGGUGAGCAGCCCAAACCCGCCACCGUCCUCCCUCAGCUCCCACCAAUCGGGUCGCAGGGCCUCGAGCCCCGCUCUGCUGAGUCCGUUGACACUGCGUCCGGGGCCAGACGACGACAUCAGCGCGGGGUCCCCACAACGCCUUGGGGCAGAGCCAACUCUCGAGCGCGUGACCGAAGCCUGCAGUUUUUCGCUUCCGUCACUUCCGGGUGCGACAAUCUCUUCUGUCCGGCCAGACACUGGAGUCGUUAGGUGCCUCCUUGCUUCUGACGGGCCACACGUUUGCCCCUUCUCUCUGUUCCCAGCUGGAGGGACAUGAGUGUCCCUGGGCCGUCGUCUCCGGACGGGGCCCUGACACGGCCACCCUACUGCCUGGAGGCCGGGGAGCCGAGCCGUGGUUUAAGUGACACUUCUCCAGAUGAAGGGUUAAUAGAGGACUUGACUAUAGAAGACAAAGCUGUGGAGCAACUGGCAGAAGGAUUGCUUUCUCAUUAUUUGCCAGAUCUGCAGAGAUCAAAACAAGCCCUCCAGGAACUCACACAGAACCAAGUUGUAUUGUUAGACACACUGGAACAAGAGAUUUCAAAAUUCAAAGAAUGUCAUUCUAUGUUGGAUAUUAAUGCUUUGUUUGCUGAGGCUAAACACUAUCAUGCCAAGUUGGUGAAUAUAAGAAAAGAGAUGCUGAUGCUUCAUGAAAAAACAUCAAAGUUAAAAAAAAGAGCGCUUAAACUGCAGCAGAAGAGGCAAAAAGAAGAGUUGGAAAGGGAGCAGCAACGAGAGAAGGAGUUUGAAAGAGAAAAGCAGUUAACUGCCAGACCAGCCAAAAGGACAUGAAAAGUUGUGUUUGUGUGUUUUCUUCUCCUGUCCCAUAUUUGCGUUAUGAUGACUUAAUGUAGACUGAAGUUGAGGUAGUGCCUUAUGCCAUUAUGUCAUAUGUUGAAAUCCUUAUUCCGGUAUUACUGUGUCUCCAUGCCUUUUUUCCAAGUAGCAGACGUCAUGUUGCUUGGUUUUUGAUAUUUAUAUGUAAGUUUUUCAAAUUUUGUUUAAUUUUAAAAUUUAUUAAUUUGUAGUCUUGAAAUUGCUUUAUAAGCGAAAUGGAGUUUGACUUAUUCGUGGGUCAAACGUCGUAUGUUAGAAUUGUGGGAGGGUGGGAUUUUUUUUAGCGUGUCGUGAUGAAAUACGAGUUUAAAGAGGCUGUCCAGUUCUGUAUUUAGUGAAUGACUUGGUCUUUCUGGUAAUAAUGUGAUUUUGUUUGAAGUAAUUGCCUUUUCAUUGCUAGGUUAGAGACGAGAUGCCGCGUGUUUAAUCACCUCCCCUGGAAAGAG
Cercocebus atys (sooty mangabey) is the source of this 1402-nucleotide messenger RNA. RefSeq names its product biogenesis of lysosomal organelles complex-1, subunit 6, pallidin (gene BLOC1S6). Bases 393 to 911 code for a protein of 172 amino acids. The transcript has 5 exons. NCBI's taxonomy places the organism in Eukaryota, Metazoa, Chordata, Mammalia, Primates, Cercopithecidae. Gene Ontology annotation, biological process: intracellular transport. The record is from RefSeq and is a predicted model, not a curated record. Gene Ontology annotation, cellular component: extrinsic component of membrane; transport vesicle; BLOC-1 complex.